Vespula vulgaris is the source of this 6428-nucleotide messenger RNA. RefSeq names its product proton-coupled amino acid transporter-like protein pathetic. The record is from RefSeq and is a predicted model, not a curated record. The transcript has 5 exons. Bases 2617 to 4161 code for a protein of 514 amino acids. Gene Ontology annotation, molecular function: amino acid transmembrane transporter activity. Gene Ontology annotation, cellular component: vacuolar membrane. Lineage: Eukaryota; Metazoa; Arthropoda; Insecta; Hymenoptera; Vespidae. Gene Ontology annotation, biological process: amino acid transmembrane transport.
GGGAUCGACGUUCCUCCUCGAUGAGGCCAAAACACGCGAGCGGAUUAAGAAGGUCAAUGCUGUUGCCAACCAGUUCACCGUGAUCCACGUCGUUCGAAUAAGUGCCGGCGAACGCGCACGCUCGUAAUUCAGGGGCAAAGGAGAAACGUGCUUUCCUCCCACGCGCAUCCCGCGUGUUCACGCCAGAGCGGUACCGCCGUUCAUAAAUCGCACGCGGCCGACCGUCGGAGGGCGAGACGAGACGAUAUGAGGAUGUGACGUUAUUCGCAGAUUCGUUAAUUGUCAUUGCGCCGGAUGGCUGCUGGCACGCAUUAAUCUCGGUCGCGCUCGGUCCACUCGAAUCGACUUCGUGCCGUGUUGCGUCCAAUCGCUUUCAAUUCGUACAACCCUGCAACGAAAGGAACUCGAACGCUUCCACCUUUGAUCCCUAUAAUUUCUUUUAAUCGAGACUAAAAGAGUCCGUCGAUGAAUAGGCAAAACGUUUCGUGCGACGAAACUCGUGCUCGUUCCUUCUCCCAUCUACGAUUCGAAUCAAUGAUGAAUUUGCGCUUGGAGAAGGACUUCGGAUCGAGUGCCCAUUCGUCGACUAUUAAUUCGUCGAUUAAAUCAUUUGCCAACCGAUCCCGCGCGAUUGUUUUCUCGCUUCUUUAUUUUUAACUACUCUUCGAGCAUUCUUCGGAUUUAAUUGUUACCGCUCGAGUCCUUUCGAGACGAUCAUCGCCUUUAGCUUCGUCGAUCUCGUUCGUACGUUCCUCUCUCCGUUCGAAUCGAAAAGAGUCGUCGCUCGGCGGCUCAACGAUGGUGUAUCCUCGUACCGGAAGAGAAAAAUCCGCGAUCGCUCGGUCGUUUCGUGCGAUUUUAUCUUCGCGUUAUCGCGCACCUUUGACCGCGAGGAAGACCCACGUAGAUAAAUCUACGGCUCUUUCGAUCGAUCUUCGAGACCUCGUCGUCGUCCGAUUCGCGUCGCCUCGAGGGAAGAGAACGCCACCCUAGCGCACUGCUCCUCGCGAUGCUUACGUUCGUUCAGGACUCGCGAGGUUGCACCGUAGGAACGUACGAAUUGGAAAAUUAUUUAUCGAAUCUUAAUGGUCUCGUCGCCUCAUGGGCACGUCUGCGAAGAUGUAGUCGCCUUUCGGAGCUAAUGCACUCGUCGUCGAAACAGAAACCCGGUUAUUUUCCCGAUGAAAGUUCAUAACGCUUAUCUCGCGGCGAUUGCGUGACCGUUAACGGCUAAGAUAAGGUGUCGACCGUGAAAGGACGUUACGUAACGUAGUUCGCGGGGGAGAAUGGAAUCGCGUUACGCGUAUCGCGGAUACAUCCCGCGGCGUCGAUCUUAUCCGUCAGUCUUUUUUCUUUUUUCUUUCCCUUUCCCGAGCAUGAUGGCAACGAGGCGGGAAAGAGAUCUUACGGGGGAUCGCGCGAGUUCACGGCGUUUGUCGGAAUUCGGAUAAAGUUCCUUGGGGACGUAUCGUUGCGCAGGAAGAACGAUCCCUUCGAUGUCUUCGAAGCGACGUUAAAACGACGCUCACGUCGUAGAGCUUCUUCUUGCCGAGGCGCCGCGACGUGUGCUCUAAAUAGACCGCAAGCGCGUCUCGUUCGGCGCCGCUCGGCGCCGUACCGUUCUAUCGCGUACGAUAGAGAAGCGUAGAAGCGUAGAAACGGUCGAGCGACAAAAUACAGCCGAGGUUAUAUUUUUCGCUCGGAAAAAUCGCAGGUAUCCGAGAAAAGUAUGACGAAGAGUCGGGGAGAUCGUUCUUCGUAAGUUUCCGCGCGGAAGCGCGAAGGAGAGAAACGCGAGCUCGGGCUGACGAUCGAAAAUAAAGAUCGACGUGGGCGAUGACACCUGUCUUUUCGCUCGUCGUAGACUUUGGAUAUCGGCAAGAGGAGGUAGUUUUAUUUUUGCGUAGAACCGGUGUCUCGGGGACGAAGGGGGAACGAUUCUAAAUGGAUGGUCAAACGCCGAAGCGAUUCGAUGCGUCCGAUCGCGAAGCCAAUUCGCUGGAGUUUUCGUUAGCGAUCUCGCGUAUGGUCGGCAGAGAGCGUAGACGCUUACUCACGUGAAUUAGACACGCGUCUAUUUGUUCUUCCUAUUUUCGUAGUCGUUCGUCGUAUAUAAAGAGCCCGUUCCGUCCUCGGGACAUUGCCGAAAGAUUUGGCAACGAUCCGCGCUUUUCUACGUCGCGGUUACGAGUCCGAGCGCGCGAAACGGACUGCCUCCGUUAGAGAGGGAGAUCUAGAGAACGGUUAUCGACGUGGGCCAUCGGAUCGACUUCGCGUUCGCGCUCUUCUCCUACGUUUCGUCGAUCGUCGAUCGCUUUUGCCCGUUGAUCUUUCGGGUCGAUCGUUCGAAAUUCAAAAAGGAAUAUGUGUCUCCUUCGGCGACGAUUCCCCGUAAGGAUAUACAGAUCGCGACAGUGGAUCGAAGAGCCGUCGAAAUUCCAGGCCGUUUCGCGGACGUAACGUUUCGACUCUAACGAAUCCAGUCGCGAGUGAGAGUAAAAGUAGAUAGCAGUGCGUCUCCGGCGUUCCGAGUAGCGUCUCGCUCCUCGGGCCGGAUCGAGGAGAUCCAGGAGGAAAACGUAAAGAGAGAAGACGAGCUGCCUCGACGAAGCUAAAAUGGGAAAUGCGGAUAGCGUUCACGACGUGGAGAUGAGCUCUCUCUCCGUGGCAUCGAGCAACGAUCGAUCCCGAAUUAGGAGGACGCCCAUGCGCCCGAUGAUAGCGGAAUACGACCCAAAGAAGCACGGUGUGAAAACAGAACUGUCAGACAUGAUUGUCCUCAAAUACAAGUGCGAGAAAAACGAGGUACCGAUCACCGUGACCAACGGAUCGACCUUGCCUCUCGUGGAACGUCCCAACGACGAAGAAGCAGCGCUUUAUGAUCCGUUCGAGCAUCGAAAAUUGGCUCAUCCUACCUCGGACUUGGAUACGCUGAUACAUCUGCUCAAGGGAAGUCUCGGUACUGGCAUACUGGCUAUGCCAUUGGCCUUUCGAAAUGCUGGCCUCGUUUUCGGUCUUUUCGCGACUUUCUUCAUCGGCGCCAUUUGCACCUAUUGCGUACAUAUUUUGGUGAAAUGCGCCCACGACCUUUGCAGAAGGACACGGACUCCGAGUUUGGGAUUCGCCGAUGUUGCCGAGGCGGCCUUCCUCGUUGGUCCGGAAGGCGUACAAAAGUACGCUCGGCUGGCCAAGGCCACCAUCAAUUGUUUCCUCGUUAUCGAUCUGAUCGGUUGCUGCUGCGUAUACAUCGUCUUUAUCGCGACGAAUCUCGAAGAGGUGGUAACGUAUUACACGCAAAUGGGCCAGGAUUGGGAAGCGGUCAACCGUUUGAGACUGUACAUGGCCGCUCUCUUGCCAUUCCUCAUCGUCUUUUCCCUCGUGAGAAAUCUCAAGUACCUGGCUCCGUUCUCCAUGCUCGCCAACGUAUUGAUAGCUACCGGAAUGGGCAUAACUUUCUAUUACAUAUUUACCGAUCUACCGACCAUCAGUGACGUGCCGAACUUUUCCAGCUGGAGUCAACUUCCCCUGUUUUUCGGUACGGCGAUCUUCGCUCUCGAGGGCAUCGGCGUCGUAAUGCCUUUGGAAAACAACAUGAAAACGCCGACCCACUUCAUCGGUUGUCCCGGAGUCUUAAAUACCGGAAUGUUCUGCGUUGUCUUACUUUACAGCACCGUCGGUUUCUUCGGAUAUUGGAAGUACGGCGAGAAAACGGAGGCUUCGAUCACUCUGAACCCGCCACAGGACGAGAUCCUCGCGCAAUCGGCGAAGAUCAUGAUCGCCGUUGCGAUAUUCUUCACUUACGGCUUGCAAUUCUACGUACCGAUGGAAAUCAUUUGGAAAAAUAUCAGGCAGUACUUCGGCUCGAGAAAGAUCGUAGCCGAGUAUUCGCUUCGAAUAUUUUUGGUUGUGUUCACGGUCUCGGUCGCUAUCGCUUUGCCGUCCCUCGGUCCGUUCAUCUCGUUGGUAGGCGCGGUUUGUCUAUCGACUCUCGGCAUGAUGUUCCCGUCGGUCAUCGAACUGGUAACGGUUUGGGAACAAGACAACGGUCUUGGAAAGUACAAGUGGAGACUUUGGAAGAAUAUCGCGAUCAUUUCGUUCGGCGUGCUCGGCUUUUUAACGGGCUCUUACGUCAGUAUCAAGGAGAUCAUCGAGCAAAAGUGAAGAGCCGUUUGGCAAGACGAGGAGCGAUGCGACCCGACACAACAACGAUCUUUCGUUGCGUAUCACGAACGCCCGAUAUGUUUAAUCUCGCUCGCUCGCGAACGCAAUUGCGAUCACCUCGUCCGCUCGCGUUCCCAUUUUCCGGAAGGAGAAUCGCCGCCGGAAGAAUAAGGCCGCCGUAGAAAGAGCGUCCGGAAAGGACCAUCGCGAAGGAAUAAAGAAAACGACAAGUAAUCGCGAGCACGAGUACGAGUUGCUUGUACCUUUCUCUUCGCUAUCACGAUCCCGAUGACACAUCGAUGAUCGCAUUUGACGACGAGGACGCAAUCAAAUCCCCUUCCGCUUUCACUUUUAUUCCUUCUUUCUUAUUUAGUUCUGUGCUAGAUAUCAUUCGAGAUCCCGUCGUACGAUACAUGUCGUACGUAAUAGUUCAUCCCGUUGCACGUUAUUCGAUUACGACUUCUUCAUAUUCAGCGACGAUCGUCGCUUCGAGCCACGACGAGAGCGUUCGACGGAAAGACGACGAUGACGCUUCGACUUCAUCUUCGACCAUAAUCGUAGGACGGUUUUGGAAAUUUUUCCUUGAUUCUUUGUAUCACGAUCGCGCGGUUUAUCCUCGAGACGUCCUUUGUAUCUUCGUGCCUUAGACGUGAAGUUUUCAUUCGUUUAAACGCAUACACCUAUUCGUCGAAUCACGGACGUGAUGCAGAAUAAAUGCCAACGUAGAAAAGAAAUUCGCCGAUACACGUUCGCUCUCUUUCUCUCUUUCGACUUUUCUACGUACUCGAAAAGUGGAAAUAAAAGGAGGGACGGCGAAAGAGACGGGAAGAGCACGAGAUCGAUCGUCGCAUCGUCAUCGACGGAAGCCACUGAUCUGUUCCUAGUGCAUGAUGCACGAAAUCGUACAAAAGAUUAUCGAUUAAUUCUAAGACGCUAAUCAAGGCGGCUAACACUGCCGUCGAUGUGCGUUUGCUAGUCCGUCAAAAUGGAAGUGACGACCAACGAGUAGAAGACGAGUGAUAUACAUACAAAAAAAAAAAAAAACGCACGUACCUCUGAUUUUCGACGCAGUAUUAAAGAGGUUUCGUAGAUUCUGGCGCUUCGUUUUGCUCCUAACGUGGUCGUACGUCGAGAUCGUUUCGAAACAUAUUAUUUAUUAGAGUUUUCUUUCGACAGUUGAUACCAAUGGAGAACGACCAGUAGUAAACGGCAUUCUUUCGGAAAGAAUAAGCCACGAUCCGUAACUUUGUCCGCUUCUCUCUGAAAUAAAAAAGACAAAAAAAAAUACAAAGGAAGCCUCUAAAAAAGAAAAAGAAGAAAAAGAAACGAGUAAUAAUCGUUGGUGCCUUUUCUAUCGAUACCCAUCGAUGAUCUUACGAGAACGGUGCCAUUACACGAUCGGUCAUUCGAUGAGUCCUACGUAUUUAUAUGUAUACACAUGUACAUAUGUAUGUAUGCGCGCAUAUCGACGAACAAAAAUGUAAAAGACGCACGGCGGGGCCAGCUCGCUCUUCGAGCCAACUUUCCCUUUUCCGUGCGUCUUAGAUAUGCGUUUACGACACAACUCGAGAGUGUUCGACAAUAAUUAUUUAUGCUAAGACGCAAAAAUAAUGUAGGAAGGACCGUUGUAAUUUUUAGAAAACGUAAAUAAUAGGAAGCAAAGGAUUAGUCGAUGCUAUGAUGUUGACAAUAAUUGUAAAUGUCGUUACGAAUAACUUCAUCGCUGUGAUUCUUCUACAGUAUUAAUGCGAUUUUCAUAUUCAAUUCGAUUAUCUGUUUUUACGAAAAGAAAAAAAAAAGAAACAACAUUGACAUUAAGAAAAAAAAGGAGGAGGAAGAAGAAGAAGAGGAAUAGAACGAAAUUUUGAUCGUGGAUAAGUCUUUAAUCGAUCGCGUUCAAAUUGGUAAAAGGACAUAUAACGUGCUUUAUCGGUCAUCAAUCAUCUUCUCGAUAUAUCAAGCAUCGACUUUUGACCUACAAAUUAUAUUCUACAAUCACGCUUAAUCGCACAUUGAUUUAACGUAUGGUAUGCAUGUUAUUAUAGUCCGUAUAUAAUGUGCAAACACUUAAACGCAACCUUUAAUGCCAACUUUUAUGAGUUUUUUUUUUCUCGUUUUGUAAGAAUUUAUCGAAAUUUAUUAUCAUGCGAGUAGAUUAAAUUUAGAUACACGAAUGUUUUUCUUUUUUUUUUUUUUGCCCAAAUUGUUAAUUUAUCUAUCAUUAUACUACAAACGUUAUAUUUAAUAAAUAAAUCAACUUGCAGAUA